CAGCUCGCCCGCACGCCCUCGGCGCUGCGUGGGUGACAGACGCACAGUGGAAGCGGUGCGAAGCUUUACGGCUGCGGCGCGCCGGAAAGUGCCUUUAGCUCUAUCUCCAGCUCUGAGGCCUCUGCUGCUGAAAGCAGGUAUGCUAUAUAUAAGUGGAUAUUUUCCAUAAAUGAAAAUGGCCAAUUCUUUAAGAGGAGAAGUACUGAAUCUUUAUAAAAAUCUGCUGUACCUUGGACGAGACUAUCCAAAAGGAGCAGACUAUUUUAAAAGGCGUCUGAAGAAUGUUUUCCUUAAAAACAAAGAUGUGAAGGACCCAGAGAAGAUCAGAGAACUGAUUGCACGGGGUGAAUUUGUAAUGAAAGAGCUAGAAGCCUUAUAUUUCCUUAGGAAAUACAGAGCUAUGAAACAGCGCUAUUAUUCAGAUACCAAAGACACUAACUGAUCAUUACUAUAAUUUCACUAAAACCAGUGCCAGCUGUUUAUGUAUAAAUAUAAAAAUAAUUCUAACUUAAAAUGGCAACAUAUACAUGACAUAUAAAAAAUACUUAAGCUGCCUUAACUGAGCUAAAACAGGGUUAACUUAUAUUUAUACUGUGUUUUAUCAGCAACCCUUAAUGCACAAUUUUAUACUAACACAACGUUGCCAACUACAAAUUAUAGAUUAAUGAGUACCUAAUUUCAAAUGAAAAAUAAUGUACUUAAAACAACUGUAACUUAAUAGAUUUUUGCCAAUUAUCCUUAGUCCAUUUUUCCAUUUAACUGACAAUGCUAUUUAAUUCACAUGAAACUAGGCAAAAUAAUGUCUUUUACAUUUAUUGUCUUUAAUUUUUGAAGGAAUACCUUAUUUUUUUCCCCAUCUGGUAUAUUAGCAAGGUUCACUACAAAACAAAUAGCACCUGGUCAUGAUUUUAGUGCAGUUAUAGAAAUAAUACAUAUGAAGAUUACUUCUGUACUUGAAAUACCUUGCCAGUGAUUGGCAUUACAUACAUACCUAUUCAAUAUCUCCAUUAUUUUGCUUCUAGCUUCCUUUGGACCUUAAAAUAAAUCACCUGUUGUGUAUCAAUUACCUUCUUUGAUAAAAAGUGAUGAAGUUA
Myotis myotis is the source of this 1094-nucleotide messenger RNA. RefSeq names its product electron transfer flavoprotein regulatory factor 1 (gene ETFRF1). The transcript has 4 exons. The coding region runs from base 170 to 442 and encodes 90 amino acids. Lineage: Eukaryota; Metazoa; Chordata; Mammalia; Chiroptera; Vespertilionidae. Gene Ontology annotation, biological process: respiratory electron transport chain. Gene Ontology annotation, cellular component: mitochondrion. The record is from RefSeq and is a predicted model, not a curated record.